Messenger RNA from Fusarium redolens, 870 nucleotides. RefSeq lists its product as uncharacterized. The record is from RefSeq and is a predicted model, not a curated record. The transcript has 3 exons. NCBI's taxonomy places the organism in Eukaryota, Fungi, Ascomycota, Sordariomycetes, Hypocreales, Nectriaceae. Bases 1 to 870 code for a protein of 289 amino acids.
AUGUUCCGUGCCCAGAGACUUUCCUCGGCCCUCGCGAAACAUGCACGCACCUUUGCAACAGUUACACAACCUCCCCAUGUCGGAGUGGUUCGACCUUCAGCUCAAGAAGUAAAGAACUGGACACUCGACUCUAGAAGCCUCGAGAAAGCUGUACGACACAUGCACAGAGACGGCUUAGUUGUUGUAGAAGAUGUUGUCCCUCACGAGGACAUUGACAUCCUCAACAGGAAGAUGACUGAGGAUGCUCAUACCCUUCAGGCUCGAGGUGAUAAAGGUCCUUUCAAUUAUAACAAGGGGAACAUUCAGCAAGAUGCUCCUCCUGUUUCUGAAUACUUUAGCCCUUCUAUCUUUACAAACCCAAUUGCCACACAAAUCACCACUGCAGUGAUGGGCCCACGGCCGAAGUGGACGUUCUGCUCUGCUAAUUCUGCAAUGGCAACUCUCCCUAGAGGGACUCCUCAGCGCCAGCCUGUUCAUUCAGAUGCAGACUUUGCACACCCAGACCAUCCCUUCGCCCUCGUUGUCAAUAUUCCUCUGGUCACAACUACACCAGAGAAUGGAUCCACAGAGAUCUGGCUUGGCACCCACAAUGGGUUUGGCCUAGAUGCACAAGAAGGUACACAUGGCGAGAGAGCCAGCAGUCGCAUCAGAGAAGAACUCCUCCGCGAGCGUCGAAAGAUCUCGCCGCCUUUGCAGCCCGUCAUCAAGAAAGGCAGCAUCAUCGUGCGCGAUCUCAGACUCUGGCACGCUGAAAAAGAGGGAAAGCUGGGGUUGCAUGUCCCAGUGGAUUGGGCGAGCAGGGAGGCUGUGCUUGAGGGUUACUUGAACCGAGGAUUCGGAAACAGCUAUGACUUUAGCCAAGAAGCUUGA